Messenger RNA from Branchiostoma floridae (Florida lancelet), 2532 nucleotides. Its product is annotated as basement membrane-specific heparan sulfate proteoglycan core protein-like. Gene Ontology annotation, cellular component: cell-cell junction. Gene Ontology annotation, molecular function: cell adhesion molecule binding. NCBI's taxonomy places the organism in Eukaryota, Metazoa, Chordata, Leptocardii, Amphioxiformes, Branchiostomatidae. The record is from RefSeq and is a predicted model, not a curated record. Bases 557 to 2521 code for a protein of 654 amino acids. The transcript has 12 exons. Gene Ontology annotation, biological process: cell-cell adhesion.
GCUGUUAAACUUACAACAGGUACAGACACUGACGGAAGCAGCCUUAACUUGGGACACGUACACAGAAACUGCUGCACGAGAACCGGGAAAACAAGUCAGUCAUUGCCGCAGCGCCGCUGUUUGACGCGCGCUUAUAAACAAGCAUAGGGACGGAUGAAGGCAGCAUUGACGGACGGUACGCAGAACUGCUGCACGAGAAGCCAGACUGCUGCAGCCCCGCUGCUUCACUCACAACGGGUACAGGGACUCAUAGAGGCAGCCUUAACUUGGGACGGUUACGCAAACUGCUGCACGAGUAGCGGCCAAACAAGCCAGUCACUGCCGCAGCGCCGCUGUUGCACUCACAACAGGUACAGGCACUAACGGAAACGGCCUUAACUUGGGACGCUGGUAAAUCCGACUGUUCGUGCUGUAAAACGCGGGGAAAUGUACAGAGAGUGAGCUGAGACGUUACCAUUGGUUCGGGCUAAGAGAGAAGACCAAAGGGACUCAUCAAAGGAUUUCACUGUACGUCUCGGAGCGGACGCUAUAAACGUCGCCGAAGGGGAGUAUCAUCAUGGUUUCCUUACCAAGGGCCGGGAGGAUGUCUCUCAUUCUACUGUUUAUCCUGUGGAACGUGAUGAAAGUGCAGGCCGUGUCUUACCGUGCCCGUCCGGAGUCGAUGACCGUGAGGGAGGGUCAGACGGUGACGCUCAGGUGUGCCUUCAUCGGGCUGACGUCACAGAGUGUCGUCAUCUGGGAGGGGCCGCCCAACUUUAACGUCAUGUCCACGGACAGGAGGGUCGACUCGCUGUACAAGAGGCACCGCAUCACCGGAAACUCUGGAGCGGGAGAGUACAGCAUGGAGAUCGCAGAUGUGCAGGUGGCAGACGAGGGCGGCUACAGGUGUAGCACGUUAGGGCUGCAGGAAAAGGCAGAGAUGAUGCUGAACGUUAUAGUGCCAAUAAAGAAACCGCCGAAGAUCGUAGUGAGAGACACAAGCAUCUUUGCCGGCCAAUCACUAACGCUGAGCUGCAGGACAGCAGAGGGGUCGCCACUGCCUACACUGACGUGGUUCAACGGUACAACACAAGUCAAACAGAGCAAUAAAAAGUUGGCAGAGGGUGUGGCGAUGGCGAGCCUGGACCUGGUCCUGUCGGAACUCACCAGAUGGGAUGAUGGGAGAAACUUCAGCUGCAUGGCUGAUCAAGGCUACCCUCAACUAGCAGCUGCCACUGCGUCAUCGACGAUACUCAAUGUCAAAUAUUCCCCUGUUGUAAGGAUCAGGUCGCAGUCUAUCCAGGCCAGUGAAGGGGAGACGUUAGACCUGAGCUGUGACGUGGACAGCAACCCACAAGCCGCUGUGUCGUGGAGAAAACUUGGGGGAGACAUUCCAGCAAAUGCAGAAAACAGAGGCGGUACACUCCGCCUGCUGACAUUGGACAGAACUGCAGCAGGCGUGUACCAGUGCCAAGCCAACAAUGGCAUCGCCCCCAGUGGAGUCGGUUCUGCCACGUUAACUGUGCAAUAUCCCCCUCAUAUCACUUCUAACUUUAACCGCAAGACGAGUCCAUUCGUCGGACAGGAGGGUUUCUCCCUACUCUGUGAGGCAGAGGGAUAUCCGGAGCCGAGGGUGAGAUGGCGGCGGAAGGGCACAAAGCUGUACUUCGGCAACCCUCUGCAGUUCUCGAGGAUUGACUACGAUAUGGAGGGAGACUACGAGUGUGUGGCUUCUAACGGUCAAAUGAGGAAUGCUGUCAGACAAAUAUUUCUGGAUGUAAGAGGAAAGCCGUACAUCAACACGGUGAGUUUGAAAGUGUCUGUGCGGUCCGGAGACACGGCCAGACUUGUGUGUGAGAUUCUGUCCGACCCCCUUCCUGAGGAGACAAGAUGGCUGCGGCGUGGGCCCGGGCAACAGGACAAACCGGUCACGGCCAGUCAGCGACCCGGAAUCAGAGAGGAGGAAACGACGUCACCGCGAGGCGUGACGAACACCUUGGUGAUUUCUCACGUGGGCCGUUCUGACGGCGGAGUUUACGUCUGCGAGACAACCAACACGUUCGGCACCUUCCAGAGGGAGUUCCACAUGGACGUCAAAGAUACCAACACGCAGUCAGUAGUCAUCGCCUCCGUGACAGUUAUCGUCCUGCUGAUUCUGUUCGCCACGAUUUUCGUCUGCAUCGCCAAGAGGACGGGGUUGUCAACAGGAGUCAACAAGAGUCGUGAGAAGACUACCGGGUCGACCCUGACAGCUUCCCGGGCCCUCCCUCCCCUGCCCCCGUACCUGGACGCCCGGUCCUCCCCGGCCAUGGACCCGGACUGUGACAUGGACGGGCUCGAGCUGCAGGACUUUAACGGCACCCUCAAACCACGCCCUCCUCCCAGGGUGGACAAGCAACCCUACUCCAUAGGAUUAUCCUACCCAAGUUUGAUGCACCCCCUCCCUCCCUACUCCACUGUGGAGAGACAGAGGCCGGACGGAGAGGACAACAUGCUGGACUCGCCCUACCCGGAGGACCCCUGGGAAACGGAGGUUACUUAAAACACCAGAGA